AUGCUCUACUUCUUAUAUAAUUACUCGAAAAAUCUCGAAACCGGUGUCUUCUCUGGGCGACCUGCGGAUUACCUUUACAUGUUAAUAUUUAAUUGGUUGAUUUGCACGGGAAUAUGCAUGGCCGCGGGGGUAUAUUUUCUGUUGGAACCGAUGGUGUUGAGUGUUUUAUAUGUGUGGUGUCAGCUAAAUAAAGACACGAUUGUUUCAUUCUGGUUCGGAACAACAUUCAAG
Molecule: messenger RNA, 231 nt
Organism: Ostertagia ostertagi
Lineage: Eukaryota; Metazoa; Nematoda; Chromadorea; Rhabditida; Trichostrongylidae
Source: the annotation of a GenBank genome assembly